Caenorhabditis elegans is the source of this 1264-nucleotide messenger RNA. It is a transcript of the gene fbxb-71, whose product is annotated as F-box domain-containing protein. The record is from RefSeq and is marked reviewed. The transcript is spliced from 2 exons. The coding region runs from base 104 to 1219 and encodes 371 amino acids. NCBI's taxonomy places the organism in Eukaryota, Metazoa, Nematoda, Chromadorea, Rhabditida, Rhabditidae.
ACAGUAGUGGAUAGUCUUACGUCAGUUGCUCUUUUUUUCUUCCACUCGCUUUCGUCCACUCAACCUUCUCCGUCAUUUUGUCUGUACUGCUCAUUCUGCUGUAAUGAAUAUUUUACAACUACCUUCAAAGGCUCUCCGAUGCACACUUCAACACUGCGAUCUUCUGGAAAUAUUGAAUUUCUCUUUUGUCUCGAAAAAGACAAAACAGUUUGCAAAAUCUCUGCAUCGAAACGUCUCUGUGGUUGAAAUAGACAUUAAUGAUUUUGUGGAAGUUCAAAUCUGGAAAUUCGAAGUCACCCAACGCCACGAUCGAGUCAAGUUCACAUUUUUCUCCAACAUGCAUCGUAGUCUUCCGGUCGAAGAUCCCCAGUUUUUUAUGGAUCAACUUAUCCACAACGGAGUUAUUGACGGUCCAGAAAAAAUGAAAAAGUUCGGAAACGGAGAGCAUUUGAAAAUCCAAAGUUCAACAACUGGUAGAGUGAUUUGGAUGAGCAUUCCGAGCAUGGGAUUACGAAAGUAUGUUGAUCACUUACUGGAUGUUUUAAAUCGAGUAAAACUUGAUGAAUUCGCAAUAAACAAAGACAACUAUUGCACUGAAUCGAUUUGCGACGAGUUCCGAGAUUUCGAUAUUCGAUGCUUUAUGAAUCCCAGAAAAAUGUCAGACUCAUUGUUUCAUCAAAAGAUUAUGAGGCACAUUGCAAGUAAAUGCGACUCGCUUGAUCUCUGUACUCCAGUAUUUGAACCUAAAACUCACACAACUCAAGAGUUCUUGAUUCAAAACUUUGAUGCCUUACGAGCGAUGUACUUGUACAAAUAUAAUCUUAAUGAUAUUCUCUCCACAAACAUUUUUUUAGUUUUUGGGCAAGUUGCUAUCGACUCGAAUCAGUUGAAUUUGUUCGUCAGACAUUGGAUAAAGGGAUCAAACCCCAGGCUCGAGUACUUUCAAAUUGAUGUCCCGAAAGGAAUGAGCGUAGAGGACGAUCUUUCAGUGAUCUUGGACAAGGUGGACUUUCAGAAGCAACCAGAUAGUUUUGUAAGAGACUUUCCACUAUCUGUACAAGGAUAUGACCAGUUUAUCCCAAGUUUCAAAAACAGGAUUAUAAAAGGUGGAGUGGAUAUCAAAAGAGCCAAUGGAUCAAUAGCAACUUUAAAGUAUUGCAUUACUGACAGUCAUCUCAGAAUUCGAAUGUUUAUAUUUAAUGAUGAUAAUUAUACUUGAAAUAUGAUUUCUCAGUUUUAUUUAAUAAAUUAUUGCAAUAUUGAU